AUAAUAAUGUCUGUAAAAUAACAUACCAUUUUGGCAGAUCAAUCGAUCUGUGGCAAAGCAAAGCAGAAUCUCGGAUAGUAUAAGUAAGUGCGUGCCGAUGAGGGUUUUUGAAUGUGAAGUUUCCUUAUCUUGUUCUUCUUCUUCUUCAUCUUCUUCCAUUGUUUUCCCAAAAGUUUUUCCUCACCUGCAGCAGGAAUCAUGUAAUCAAUAUUGUUCCAGCAGGCGGAGAAGAUUAAGAAUAUUUAAUCAGAGUCUUUCAGAGUCAAAUGUCAAGAAAGCCAAGUUAUCUGCCAGGAAACAGGAUCGAGUCAAGAUUCCGAGCUACACCAUUAUAGGUGAAAAAAGAGGGCAAAAUAUAUAUCCUAUUAAGGAUUUUCUAUCCCACCCAUCCGGCAUUGAAGCGCUUCUUAAUACACACGCUCUGCGAAGCGUUGAACCCCUUGAUACUACCACUUACAGGUGUACUCUGCCUCCCCUGAAUUUGCUAAACUUUGAAGUUUCUCCUGUGAUAGACUUACGAGUGACCCCAACAGAUGAAGAUUGUACCGUAGAGAUGUUAUCUUGCAAGUUUGAGGGUUCUGAAGUCGUGCAACAGCAGAACGAACGUUUUUCAGCUGAAAUGACAAAUUACAUAACUUGGUGCACAAAGAACUCUGAACCAUAUCUGGAUAUUGACGUGAAACUGGAUCUCACUCUAGAGAUAUACACCCCGCCGUUUAGCUUGCUGCCAACAUCUGCAGUCGAGGCUCCUGGCACUUUAAUGAUGCAAGCUUUGGUUGACAGACUUGUACCAUUGUUACUGCAACAAUUGAUACAAGAUUAUGAGAGAUGGGUAAUGCAGAAUCCUGAAGGCAGUCUCAUUGAAUCAAAUUCUCAAUAUUCACGAUGAAAUUUACUUUCAUAUACCCUGCUCAAGUGCUUGCCCGAGAAAGUACAUAAACUCAGCAUGACUGUAAUAUUUGUUGGUGCAAGUGUGUUUGCAAGAACCAAGUUAUUCGAGUCUCUUUACAAAGGUCAUGUUUUUAUGUUUGUAUAAGUUUCCGGAACCAAACACCUUUUUCUUCGUUGCCCUCACGUUAUGGAAGUUAGGACUAUGAUAAGCUUCUGGAUGUGGAUAUCCCUGCCAAGAUUCCUUAAGAUCAAUUGGCAUGGGUUGAUCGGCUUCAAUUUUUGAUAGAAGUGAUAUUUUCAGAGCCAUUUUAUUCGUUUGGUGAUGACACAUUUGGAAAGCAAGGAAUAAUCACAAUGGAGUAAAGGAAAGCAUCAUUAAUUGUUGUGUGUACAUGUUAUCUAUGGAUUGCAAACCCGUUUGCGAAGGGUUGUUGGGCUUAGGCAGACCAAUACUCAUAGGCCCAAGACAUUUAUUUUUAUUUUGUUUCCAAUCAAAAUAUAUACUCGUACAGUACGUCUAAUAACAAA
Erigeron canadensis is the source of this 1419-nucleotide messenger RNA. RefSeq lists its product as uncharacterized. The record is from RefSeq and is a predicted model, not a curated record. Lineage: Eukaryota; Viridiplantae; Streptophyta; Magnoliopsida; Asterales; Asteraceae. The coding region runs from base 98 to 889 and encodes 263 amino acids. The transcript has 7 exons.